Messenger RNA from Lolium rigidum, 995 nucleotides. RefSeq names its product ran-binding protein 1 homolog b-like. The transcript is spliced from 4 exons. Gene Ontology annotation, cellular component: nuclear pore; cytoplasm. Gene Ontology annotation, biological process: nucleocytoplasmic transport. The record is from RefSeq and is a predicted model, not a curated record. Lineage: Eukaryota; Viridiplantae; Streptophyta; Magnoliopsida; Poales; Poaceae. Gene Ontology annotation, molecular function: GTPase activator activity. The coding region runs from base 63 to 695 and encodes 210 amino acids.
GCAGCAGCACUAGAGCAAAGCGAGCGCAGCCCCCAAGCCCUACUACCGCCACCACUCCAGCCAUGGCCGACCCGGCGGAGCACCGCGCGGCGGCGGAGGAGGAGGAGGCCACGGCGGCGGGCGAGGAGGAGGACACCGGCGCCCAGAUCGCGCCCAUCGUGAAGCUCGAGGAGGUCGCCAUCACCACCGGCGAGGAGGACGAGGAGAUCCUCCUCGACAUGAAAGCGAAGCUCUACAGAUUCGACAAGGACGGGAGCCAGUGGAAGGAGCGGGGCACGGGCGCCGUCAAGCUGCUCAAGCACAAGGAGACCGCCAAGGUCCGCCUCGUCAUGCGGCAGGCCAAGACGCUCAAGAUCUGCGCCAAUCACCUCGUGGUGGCGUCGAUCAAGAUGCAGGAGCACGCCGGGAGCGACAAGUCGUGCGUGUGGCACGCUCUGGAUUUCGCCGACGGGGAGCUCAAGGAGGAGAUGUUCGCCAUCCGCUUUGGAUCCGUUGAGAACUGCAAGAAAUUCAAGGAUCUUGUAGACCAGAUCGCCGAGGAACAAGGAAAGAAUGAGGAGAAAGAGAGUGAGGAAGCCUCCUCGGCUGCCGAGUUGGUAGAGAAGUUGACGGUGACUGAGGAGAAAAAGGAGGAACCUGUGGAGAAAAAGGAGACCCCCGCAGCAGUAGAUGAUACCAAGGACGCUAAAGAGUGAAGCGCCUGCCCGGCUGCUAUUCCACCCUAUACUCGAACAAGUGAACUGUCAAAUGAGUGUCAUUCGAUUCAUUUCGUUGUCAGAGUUCGGUCUUCCUUCCACAAAUUUUCAUUGUGUUUUUCUCUGGUGAAAUGUUUGUGCUAGGCAAAGUUUGAUUUGCGUCGGUCAUCUGGUUUUCUUGGUUAAUAGACAAAGUCAUUCAAGCCUUUGUGUUUCUGGAUGGUGGUGUGGCUGGGGUCUGUGUGUAUGUACAAUUAUUUGGAGUCGCUUCUGGAAAUGGAUACCGGCUGAGUUGUCUGA